Molecule: messenger RNA, 882 nt
Organism: Lachancea dasiensis
Lineage: Eukaryota; Fungi; Ascomycota; Saccharomycetes; Saccharomycetales; Saccharomycetaceae
Source: the annotation of a GenBank genome assembly
AUGGCUCCUGAGGAAUUAAGGAUUGGUAAUAAGCUCAAGCGGCAGGAGCUGUUUGCUCAGCUCAAGGACCAGAAGAAUAAAGAGCGCCAUCAAAUGCGCCAGACGAGGGCUAAAGAAGAACGAGAAAACCCAGAGCUUAAGGAAAAGAGACUGAAAGAAAAUGUCACCAACACUAUUGAUAGUCUACGUGUCUAUGACGAAACGUAUAACGGGGCUGUGGAGGGUGAGGAGGCUGAUUUUGCCCGUUUCUUCAACAGUGGUGGGGAACCUCCUAAGAUUUUGCUUACAACCAACGUGAACGCUAAAAAGAAAGCUUACGAAUUUGCAAACGUACUGAUUGAAAUACUUCCAAAUGUUACCUUUGUCAAGCGGAAGUUCGGUUACAAAUUGAAGGAAAUUGUGGAGUUUUGCAACAAUAGAAAUUAUACCGAUCUGGUGAUCAUCAACGAGGAUAAGAAAAAGGUAACAGGUUUGACGUUCAUCCAUUUACCAGAGGGUCCAACUUUCUACUUCAAAAUCAGCUCAUAUGUUGAGGUACAGAAAAUUGUGGGGCAUGGGAGGCCCACGAGCCAUAUUCCAGAGCUCAUUUUGAACAACUUCAACACAAGACUUGGUAAGACGGUAGGUAAACUGUUCCAGUCAAUAUUUCCGCAAAACCCUGAUUUUGAAGGUAGGCAAGUCAUCACGCUGCAUAAUCAAAGAGACUAUAUUUUCUUUCGCAGGCACCGGUAUGUGUUCCGCAAUGAAGAAAAGGUGGGUCUUCAAGAAUUGGGGCCUCAAUUUACGUUGAAACUUCAACGUCUGCAGCAUGGCAUCAAGGAAGAAACGGAGUGGGAGCACUCUGCAGACAUGGACAAAGAGAAGAAAAAAUUCUAUCUGUGA